UCUUGUCUCACUUAAAAUAGAAGAAACGACAAGACUCUGAGAGGAAAAUAUGAGGUUGGUAAUCCUCUUUCCAUUUCUAUUCUCGCUAGUAAAUUGCUGCCAAGAUUUCUGGGACCAAUGGGAAAACUUCUCUUGUAAUCCGCCGAUAUACAAAUGUGGCAGAAUUGGAAAAUUUCACUUUAUAAAUGGUACAGAAACAAUAUAUGUUUCGAAAAACACGUUAAAUAAUUCUUGUAUAUCGACUGCCGACAGGUGUCAUUUAUCAGAUUCGUUUGCAAAAAUCGGCAAUAACUCCUUAUCUGUCACUUGCAGUGAGGAAGAAACCAUCGACCUUCGAUUGAUGCGUUGUUUAAAUGUAAAACACGUUAAAAAUUUAAAAUUUACUGAUUGUUACUUGGCGAAAUUUGUAGUCGAAAAAUUCGCUUCGAAUUAUGCCAUCGAAAAAAUCGUCAUAAAACACACCUUAAAAUCCAAAGACGAAAGGUUUAAACUCGUAAAUGGAACGUUGAUACUCGAAAGUGAAACGUUGAAUUUCGAAAGUGCAUCAUUUAUAAACAUGUCGUCUCUGAAAUAUUUAGAAAUUAAAGGCGUAAGAACUUUCGACAUAUUCAAUUUGACUUUUGACGGAGAUUCUUCUCUGAUUUCUUUGAAAAUCACGAAUUAUAAUUUUAUGCAUUUUCCACAUAGACCAUUCCAACAAUUGAAAGUUCUUUCUGAAUUACAAGUGAACGAUGGUAAAUUAAAGACUUUGCCAGAAGAACUGUUUCAUGGUCUUUAUAAUCUGAAAACCCUGGAUUUAAGUAACAACUUAAUUGAAACCGUUCAUUCUUUAGUCUUUCGAAAUCUUACUUCAUUGGAACAGUUAAAUUUGAAACAAAACCCAAUAAAAAGUUUUCCUGAAGACUUGUUGAAAGGUCUUUCGAAUUUACGGAUACUUUCUAUUUCUGGAACAUUCUCUGAAUUGCGCUCUGUACUUUUGAAGGGACUCGACAAUCUGACAGAGUUUCGCGCUUAUAAUUUUACUUUUCUUUUAAUCAAAGAAGAUUUUUUUUCCCAUUCCAUUAACUUAAGAAAGAUUAUUUUCACUUCCAACAAACGUUUGCAUCUUCCAUCCAAUCUUCUCAAAAAUAAUAAAAAUCUGGAAGUUUUUCAUUGCGAGAAGAAUAAAUUAUCGACACUACGGAAUGGAAUUUUCGACGGACCUUCCAACUUGAAAAAAAUCAGUAUGAAGGAAAAUGCUCUUGGAAAUAUUCCAGAAAAUUCUUUUCAACAUUUGUUUAAUCUGGAAGAAUUAGAUUUAUCAUAUAAUCGCCUGACAUUUUUACCUAAAAACAUCUUUCUUUCAACGAAUAAUUUACGAAUUAUCCGUCUUUCUGGAAACAAUUUCAGAAAAAUUUCUUUCGACUUCAACAAUAAACUCGAAGAACUAUAUUUGCGUGAAGCGGGUUUGACGGAAUGGCCGAAUUUAAAUUGGACAAAAUACAAUUUGACUUAUGUUGAUUUUACAUGGAAUAUUUUCGAAACUGUCAAAUUGCCGAUUUACACUCCGAACCGCGUUAAGAUGGAUUUGGAUUUCUGUCGCAUAAAAACUAUUUACAUCGAUGAGUGGAAAUACGGAUUCAACAAACCCAAUUACCAAUUAAGUCGAAACCCAAUAACUUGUGAUGGAGAACUUUUGCAUUUCAUCAGCACUGUUCAAUCGAAUUUAGAAAUUUCAUUACAAAUUUUUCCGGAUUUAAAAUACCAGAAUUGUCACGGAGAAGAAAGAAAAUUGCUGAAUUUUACGCAAUUCUUCUCCAUUAGAAGCCAUUGUCCGCUAAACUGCGAAUGCUUCUCGAAAAACGACGAGCUUAGAGUCGAUUGUAAUGGAAAGGGAAUAAAGAAAAUACCUGAAUUUCUGAUCGAAGAUGCGACAGUCGUCGACUUGAGUAAUAAUUACAUAAAUGAAUUCUUGACAGUGGAUUCUCGGACGUGGAGCAAAGUCACUCGUCUGCACCUGAGUAACAAUUCUCUAUUGCAUUUUCCGAAUUAUGUUAUUUUGCCGAACAUCAAAUUUCUUUGGUUAGAUGGAAACCGAUUAACCGAAUUGCCUUCCGGAUUAAUGAAUCUGAUCGACGUUUCUGCUGAAUUCACGGUGUACUUAUCGAGAAACAAUUGGACUUGUGAUUGCUAUUCGCUAUUCACUAAAGACUGGUUGCUUCGAAACAAAAGGAAAAUCGCAGAUUUCUCGGAAAUUUCAUGCGAAAGAUAUUGGUCCGUUUUCUCUUUCACCAGAAUUAUUUCUAAUGAUGAAUGCAUGCAAAUCCCAGAAGAUUAUUUCAUGUCGACAGAGAUUGUUUCUUCUACAAAAGACGUGUGUUCUGACAAAGUUAAUUCUACUUUUGGGUGGAAAAUCGCAGUUGGUUUUCUAAGUUCGCUAAUCUUAUUAGGUUUACUUAUUGUUGUUUCCUUCGUUUAUUGUCGUAAAAAAGGAAAUGCCAAAAAAGUAUCAAUGCCAAGAGAUGAAGAAAUGGUUUAUUACAACGUUUACAACUGACAAUUUCUGUAAUUACGGCAAU
Centruroides sculpturatus (bark scorpion) is the source of this 2558-nucleotide messenger RNA. RefSeq names its product protein toll-like. The transcript has a single exon. Lineage: Eukaryota; Metazoa; Arthropoda; Arachnida; Scorpiones; Buthidae. Gene Ontology annotation, molecular function: protein binding. The coding region runs from base 50 to 2536 and encodes 828 amino acids. The record is from RefSeq and is a predicted model, not a curated record.